AUGGCCUCAAUGAAUGUGUAUAUUGGAACAGCUUUCCUUGUUCAGAUCAUCACUGGAUCUCUGGGAAAUUUAUUUAUCUUAAAUCAGAAUUUAUUCCAUUACUUCAGAGGAUACAGGCCACAGACCACAGAUUUGAUCCUUGGACACAUGACUGUGGCAAACUUCCUGGUUAUUCUACCAAGAGGAAUUCCAGAGACCAUGGCAGCUUUUGGGUUGGAAGACUUCCUCAGUGAUCUUGAAUGCAAAUCCAUCUUCUAUAUGCACAGGGUGGGCAGGGGUGUGUCCAUGGGAAGUACCUGCCUUCUGAGUGUCUUUCAAGUCAUUACUGUCAGCCCCAGAAGCUACAAAUGGGCACAAUUUAAUUUAAAAGCUAAAGAAUACAUGAUCACCUCUGUUGUCUUGUGCUGGCUCCUGCACAUGCUGCUAAAUAUCAUUUUUCCUGUGCAAGUGACAGCCAAAUGGAAAAACAAAAACAUCACAAAUAAAAUAGACUUUACAUACUGUUCUGGUCAAGGAUAUGAGAAAAUUUUAUACUACAUAACUGCCACACUGUUCUCCAUCUGUGAUGCUAUAUGUAUAUGUCUCAUGCUCUGCGCCAGCUGCUCCAUGCUUUUCAUGCUAUGCAAGCAUAAGAAGCAGGUUCAGCACAUCUAUGGGAUCAACGUUGGCUCCAGAUCCUCUCCUGUGACCAGGGCAAUCAACAGCGUCCUUGCCCUCACAUGCACAUAUGUACAUUUCUACACCAUCAGCUGCAUCAUUCAAAUGUGUCUGACUGUUUCCUAUCAUCCAAGCACCAUAUUGCUAACCAAUGCUGCCUUGAUUAAUUCAUGUUUUGCCACACUUUGUCCCUUUGUGCUCAUGAGCUGUGAACAUGACCUCUCCAAAAUCUGGUGUUUACAUUGUAGGAGCAAAAAGUCAUCUAAACUCAUCAGAAUAAAAGGACAAAUUGUUUGA
Molecule: messenger RNA, 954 nt
Organism: Octodon degus (degu)
Lineage: Eukaryota; Metazoa; Chordata; Mammalia; Rodentia; Octodontidae
Product: vomeronasal type-1 receptor 4-like
Exons: 1
Coding region: 1-954 (317 amino acids)
Biological process (GO): G protein-coupled receptor signaling pathway
Cellular component (GO): membrane
Molecular function (GO): pheromone receptor activity
Source: RefSeq, a predicted model, not a curated record